Molecule: messenger RNA, 4220 nt
Organism: Pseudophryne corroboree (corroboree frog)
Lineage: Eukaryota; Metazoa; Chordata; Amphibia; Anura; Myobatrachidae
Gene: EBF1
Product: EBF transcription factor 1
Exons: 17
Coding region: 628-2442 (604 amino acids)
Biological process (GO): regulation of transcription by RNA polymerase II
Molecular function (GO): RNA polymerase II cis-regulatory region sequence-specific DNA binding; DNA-binding transcription factor activity, RNA polymerase II-specific
Source: RefSeq, a predicted model, not a curated record
GAGGAUUCCACAGGGAAGCAGAGACAGAGGCAGGCAGGGGGCAGCUACCAGCGCAGCAUCCUCCUUUCCUCCACAAGUCUUCCCUCACUCAGGGGCUACAGGAGUCCCCCCUCCCACAGUCAUUGUCCCUGCCACAGGCAGUGCCAAGUGACAGCCCUCCUCAACCCCAAUCUUACCUGGAGGAGAAGGAGCCCAGCAGAUUGUUGCCUCCUUGUUACUUUGUGUUACUUGCCACUGCCAGCACAGGAGAGUUGAAAGGAGAGGAGCAGCCCCUGGAUCCAGCACCUGGUCCUGGAAGAUGACAGUGGGAGCACCACAGCUGGCACCUCAACUUCAUCCCAUUGUUUCCUAGGCUGCCCCCUUACCCCAGGCAGUGUCCCCCUCUCCCAGCUGCUGCUGCCGCCGGCUUAUUGUUCUGCAUCAUUCUAUCUAUGUGCUGUUACCAUCCAGGGGACCUGGACCUCCAGCAGCCUCUGAUCCUUCCAGUCAUCUCCGCUCCGACUCCUUCCUGGGAAUAGCGGAGGCAGUCGCGCACAAGCAGCCUACUCUGCCCCGGCCGGGGUGCUCCUGCUGGGGAUCCGCUAGUGCGAGGGGAGCGCUAUAAGGGGAGCCGGGGAGAGGAGAUUCAUGUUCGGGAUUCAGGAGAGCAUACAGAGGAGUGGGAGCAGCAUGAAGGAGGAGCCCCUGAGCGGCGGCAUGAACGCUGUCCGGACGUGGAUGCAGGGAGCCGGGGUGUUGGAUGCGAACACAGCUGCCCAGAGUGGCGUGGGUCUGGCCCGGGCACACUUUGAGAAACAGCCUCCUUCCAACCUGCGAAAGUCCAACUUCUUCCACUUUGUCCUGGCUCUGUAUGACCGGCAAGGGCAGCCCGUGGAAAUAGAGAGGACAGCUUUCGUGGGCUUCGUGGAGAAAGAGAAGGAAACUAGCAAUGAGAAGACAAAUAAUGGAAUCCACUACCGACUCCAGCUGCUCUACAGCAAUGGCAUCAGGACAGAGCAGGAUUUUUAUGUACGGUUAAUAGACUCCAUGACCAAACAGGCCAUCAUAUACGAGGGACAAGACAAAAACCCUGAAAUGUGCAGAGUUCUCCUCACACAUGAGAUCAUGUGCAGUCGCUGUUGUGAUAAGAAAAGCUGCGGGAACCGAAACGAGACUCCCUCCGAUCCGGUGAUUAUUGACAGAUUCUUCCUGAAAUUCUUUCUUAAGUGUAACCAAAAUUGUCUGAAGAAUGCAGGGAACCCUCGUGACAUGCGCAGAUUUCAGGUUGUUGUGUCAACUACCGUCAAUGUGGACGGACAUGUGCUGGCUGUGUCUGAUAAUAUGUUUGUGCAUAACAACUCGAAACAUGGAAGAAGGGCGCGCAGGUUGGACCCUUCGGAUGGUACGCCUUCGUAUCUGGAACACGCAGCUACACCAUGUAUCAAAGCCAUUAGUCCGAGUGAGGGAUGGACCACGGGCGGUGCCACUGUCAUCAUCAUAGGAGACAAUUUCUUUGACGGCUUACAGGUCAUAUUUGGAACCAUGCUGGUGUGGAGUGAGUUGAUCACGCCUCAUGCCAUCCGCGUACAGACCCCACCCCGACACAUCCCUGGAGUGGUGGAAGUAACAUUAUCCUACAAGUCCAAGCAGUUCUGCAAAGGGACGCCUGGGCGGUUCAUCUACACAGCGCUUAACGAACCAACCAUCGACUAUGGCUUCCAGAGACUGCAGAAGGUGAUCCCCAGGCAUCCGGGCGACCCAGAGAGGCUACCCAAGGAGGUCAUCCUGAAAAGAGCCGCCGACCUGGUGGAAGCUUUGUAUGGAAUGCCCCACAACAAUCAGGAAAUUAUACUGAAGAGGGCUGCUGAUAUCGCUGAGGCUCUGUACAGCGUUCCAAGGAACCACAGCCAACUUUCCACUCUCGCUAACUCCUCCGUACAUCCCAGCAUGAUGGGCGUCAACUCCUUCAGUGGGCAACUGGCAGUAAAUGUGUCAGAGACGUCUCAAGUAGCCAACCAGGGUUUCUCUCGCAAUACAAGCAGCGUUUCCCCCCACAGCUAUGCGCCCAGCACCACCCCCCAGCAGACCAACUACAGUUCCGUCACCACCAGCAUGAAUGGCUAUGGAAAUACAGGCAUGUCCAAUCUUGCCGGAUCACCCAGCUUCCUCAACGGCUCAGCCGCCAACUCACCCUACGCCAUUGUUCCAUCUAGUCCCACAAUGGCUUCAUCCACCAGCCUCCCAUCCAGCUGUAGCAGUUCCUCUGGUAUCUUCUCCUUCUCUCCAGCCAACAUGGUGUCAGCCGUCAAACAAAAGAGCGCCUUUGCCCCAGUGGUCAGACCACAGGCGUCUCCACCUCCCAACUGCACCAGUUCCAAUGGCACCAGCCUACAAGACCAGUCUUUUGUGGACACUGGCAAGUUCCUCAGUUCAGGCUCUCUGCAGGGCUUGGCCUUCUCCUGAACUAUCUCCGGCAUGAUUGUAGCUCCCAUGUGAAAAAAACAAACAAAACAACGAGGAUCUCACCUGGGAGUUCAUCGCUAGAGAAAUGACACUCUAAAGUUUGGGAAGAACUUCUCUCUCACACUCUCUCUGACCGAGAGCAACUUUUAACUCAGGCCUAUAUAUAGAGGAACCAUAAAACUGCAGAUUUAGACAAUAGCAGAACAUACACAAAAAUAAAGACUUGGAGAUCAUAAGAAAUGUCUGUCGCCCAGGUCGCUGUCAUGGAUCUCUGCAUUGCUAAGGGGGGGAGGGGGUCAUGACACAAUGGCUGAAGAAUGAGAAAGACCCUUGAACUUUUAAUCACCAUUAUUGUGUGCUUGAAAUACAUUACCAAUGCCCAUGGAUAGGUAUGCACCAAGAGCUUCCAGAUAUCCUUGUGGCUGACCUUCUGAAAGGAAUCUUCUACAAUCAUAUGGCUGGAUCGAACCAUAGGGGACAAGGGAUCUUUAUAAGAAGACCGUUUUAGGGCUGUGAAGAAUAGUCCACUUUUUGCUAUGUGUUUUGUAAUUUUGAAAUGUUAAUGCUGGUGAUUGAGAGAGAGAUCUGUUUUUAGGUCUAGAGCUGGGCAUCUUCAGCCUGAAGUGAUUGUAGCUUGUAAACAAUGAUAAUGAGCAGAGGGUGGGCAAUGCAGCAUGGUUCACUCUUUGACUCACUUACCAUAGUGUGGACCAUUUUUCCAUCAAGUCCUUUUCAUUUUGCAAUUCAUUACCCCAGUCCUGUACUUUGGUUAGCCGUCCACUUUGUCAUUUACUGGGACCCUUUUUAUAUAUACGGUCUCCUAGGAGGAGUUCAGAUAACAAGUAGUGAUAGUACCUGGUGGUGUGCUAGCAAGAAGAUUUGUUCCUCAAACUUUCCACCCUCACGUUCCUGUCUGAUCUCAUUGUUCUGGAACGAAGAGGCUAAGAGGCUAUAUCAGGCCAGAGAGAUACGACAGAGAAGACCUCUCCAACCACACUUGCCAGGUGCCCACAUAGCCAUGUACUUAAUGAUCAUUGGGAUUAUUCAGACGUUCUAUCUCUCUAUCACGAUUUGUCACCACCUCCUACCUAUUCCAUUUCAAUUCAAGUGCAAUUCACUAAAGUACAUUAGCCAAUAGUUUUUGUUUUUCGUCUUGUUUCGGUAUAAUGACCAAUACAGUCACAGCUACUCAGCUUUGGUAAAGAAAGCACAAAUUGAAGAAUCAAAGAGUUGGGCCAUAGAUUAGCAAUUGACAACCUCUCUGCUGAAUGAUACAAACUGCGUAGUGCAAGGAGAAUCAGUGGAUGUUUAUUUUCCAUGUCCCCUUCGUUUAUUUCGCUGUUGUGCUCUGUGUUGAGUUAUGAAUAAUGUAUGCUAAUUUGUGAUUCAUUUUGUUUAGCUUUUUUACCAAUUUUUUUUUGUUGCCAAAUUUAAGUCCUAUUAAUAUGAGAAAAAGUCGUCUUUCUGAGUUUGGAUUCUGCCAACACAAAAUGAACAUUAAAGUGAAACAAAGUUGUGACUAUGCUUCAGACCUCACAAAAGAAAGGGACAUAAUUUUUUUUUCUUUUUCUUUUUUUUAAAGAUGAUAUCUUGUUUUUAUUAUAUUAUUUUUAAGGGGAAUUUGUAAAAUAUCCAUAUAAAUAAUGUAUUUAUCUCUGGAAUUUGUACAGCCCUGUACCCAAUUUAUUUUAUUGUGUAUGUUACAAUGUGAAAAAGUGCCGACUGUUAUUUUUUUUCUAUUGUUUAUUAAGCUGAAUGAUAAAAAGUUUUUUCUUUUA